Armigeres subalbatus is the source of this 4089-nucleotide messenger RNA. RefSeq lists its product as uncharacterized. The transcript has 6 exons. The record is from RefSeq and is a predicted model, not a curated record. The coding region runs from base 617 to 2479 and encodes 620 amino acids. NCBI's taxonomy places the organism in Eukaryota, Metazoa, Arthropoda, Insecta, Diptera, Culicidae.
GCGCAUCGUUUAGUUUGGAAGUACUUUUUAACACUGACGGUUGGUUGAGCUCUCGUAGAGCGCACAAGCCCAAUUUUCAGGACCAGAGCAAGUGCACGGAUCCCUAGGACGGUUUCCUUUCAGUCAAUUUCGCCAAGAGCGGUUGUUGUUUUUCGGGGGAAAACGGUUGUGCGAUUCGUUCAGUCGCAGGCGCGAAGCACUUUCGAGCUUACUAGUUCAGUAAUCGAACAGAUUGUGCCGCAUUCGGGUGGAUUUUGAAUUUGUCUCGAAUUAUUAACCGUGUCGCAGUUUAUUGUCCGGUCGGAAUUUUACGUGCGUUGAUUGCAAGUGCUAAUACUGUAACAUCCCCAGCGAAUUCGGCACAACCCGGUUAGAUUGAUUGUCCCCCUCUCCCCAAUCUGAAGCCGACCAAACGAUCGGCUUCCCGUCCUUAAAUUUCCCCCUCCAAGACGCCACCGAGAGAGCUCGAAAAUAGUUUCCGAAAGUGUUUGAGACUCUAGUCCACCAUCCCUCCUCCUCAAUAAAAAACCGAAUUCCGAUCUACAGCACGAGUGUUACGUGCUGGAACCAAAUAAUCAGCACACAUAGGAGUAAAACAAAUACAAAUAAAGUCAUCAUGGGCAGUAGAUCGCGAUGUUUUAUCGCGACAUUUGUGCUUUUCUUCACAGUAUUAAAGAAUGUCGACUGUGACGCCCCUCUAGUGGAUUCGGCCGCACUGCCCCUGGAGCACAGGGCCGUCUAUGGGCCGCCAGCACCAUCACCAGUAUAUGGAACGCCUGGUUUGUUGAGUGGCGGCGGCGGGGGUAGCGGCAGCAGUAUCAGUAGCAGCGGCGGUGGAGACGACCCUUGGCCCUUGUCGGCCGCGAACGAUAGCCCCCAGAUCAAGCAUCUGCAGGUGCAGUGCGAGAAGACGCAUAUGCGCGUCAACAUCGAAUUCGAUCGACCCUUCUAUGGAAUGAUCUUCUCAAAGGGAUUCUACAGUGAUCAGCACUGUGUGCAUUUGAAACCCGGCACGGGUCACCUGAGUGCGACCUUCGAGAUCUUCCUGAAUAGCUGCGGGAUGAGCAGUUCGGCGAACCAUAAUGCAGCCAACUUUGGCGCACCGACGCCGUCCGGAAGCUAUGUGGAGAACACCAUCAUCAUUCAGUACGACCCAUACGUGCAGGAAGUCUGGGAUCAGGCUCGUAAGUUGCGUUGCACUUGGUACGAUUUCUACGAGAAGGCCGUUACUUUCCGUCCAUUCCAAGUUGACAUGCUUCAUGCUGUGACUGCAAACUUCCUUGGUGACAAUCUUCAAUGCUGGAUGCAGAUUCAGGUCGGUAAGGGUCCAUGGGCUUCUGAAGUUUCGGGUAUCGUGAAAAUCGGUCAAACUAUGACCAUGGUGCUGGCUAUCAAGGAUGAUGAGAACAAGUUCGAUAUGCUUGUUCGUAACUGCGUUGCUCACGAUGGUAAGCGUGCGCCAAUUCAACUAGUCGAUCAACAUGGAUGCGUCGUGCGGCCAAAGAUUAUGAGCAAAUUCCAGAAAAUCAAGAACUUUGGGCCAUCCGCAUCGGUUGUGUCUUUCGCGUACUUCCAGGCCUUCAAGUUCCCGGAUUCGAUGAAUGUCCACUUCCAAUGUGUGAUUCAAGUUUGCCGAUACAACUGCCCAGAGCCCAAGUGCGGAGGAGGAGAUUACGGAUUGCCAGCUUUGACAGGUAAUGGAAUUUCGGGAGAGUAUGGAGCUCCAGGUGCUUUGAGUGGAGAAUACGGACCACCGUCGGAAUAUGGAGUGCCACCAGCAUAUCCUGACCCACGACACCCAUCAGACUCGUCCGGAGCCUACUCUGAGAAUCAGGACAGUGUUGUUCCACCACCACAAGCUCAAACUUCUGCCAAUUCUGUUGAAAACAAGGAAGGUUCCAGCCAAUCAGAUGCUUCUCAACAAAAUACGAAUCAAAAUCAACUGCAAAACGAAAUCCAUGACAAUAUCAACAUGCCGCCACCGCCGCCACCUGGACAGUCAGGAUAUGUAACCGUUACUAAGCGAAAGGACGAUGUAGCUAACGAUGGAAAUUUAGUCAGCCUAGGAGGGCGACCGCGCUCGGUCGAAGGUUUGGAUGACCUGCGAGGAGUUCGCCGACGACGCGAAACGAUGGAGUUGGUCAUCAAGCCCCGCAUCUACAAACGCGAUGCUCAGGAAAUGACCGACGUCAACACGGAACGAAUCAUCCAGGUCGUAGCGCCAGGAGACGUCAACUUCGCUCUGAACAGUGCGGCUAGCAAUGAAACCGUUGUGAUCCAGUCGCAGCGUACGGUGGAUCCAGAAACCAUCUGUAUGUCAGUGCCGAGUUUUGUCGGUGGACUAGUAAUGCUGCUACUGGUUCUGGCGGUGGCCUCGCUAGUCGCAGCUUUCCUCUUCGUUCGGGUGAGACACUUCGAUCGUAAAGCUAACCACAUGCCAUUGUCCAGCAGCUCACACGUGUUCCUGGUGUCAAAGUAGAACGCUUCAACCGAUCCCUCCGCGGUGCCGCGGUUGUGCACGACGAAUUGCAUGUGGAGCUUGGCUGUUCGAAUGGUUAACGAUUCGUUAGAUGCUUUUGUUUUAUUGGUUAGGUACACAGUGGCAUUCUGGACAUUUUACCUGCGCGAUCGAGGCCAAGCGUGGGUUAUGUGGUCAGUUACUUGGUGAAGUUCAAAGAAAUGUGCUAGCCCUGUUAGGAGCGAUUCAGCAUUCGGAAACAGAUAUUCGUUGGUUCCCAGAAAACAAGUAACGCCAAAGCCAUUCAACGAAACUUACCUACUGAGUGCUCAGCGACUUCAUCUGCUGGCGAAUGUUGCAACUGUCCUAACUUCAAAAUACGCUUCCUUGAAUGCACCCGUUCACAUGACUUAUAUCUAAUCACACACCCAAACAUCCUCAAAUCCAACAUUUAUCAUUUAGAAGGAGCUUCAACUUAGCACUAAUGACUUUAUGUUUUCGUCUAAAUCUAUAUCUUAGAAGAAAAUUAUAUAAAACAUGCUUCUUUAAUUCUGAGCUCCUCUCCAUUCUCAUACUAACCUAUUUAUGUUCACGCUUAAUUUAUUCAGCCCACAAUCCUUUUUGCGACCUGUCUUCCUUCCAUGAGUCAUCCUUUUCCAAAUUACUCCUAGAAAAAAGAGAGAAAGAAAAUUCAAAUUGUAGAAAUAACUACAAGAAUCUAUGAAUUUCAUACCUUCACUACUUUGUAGAUUAUGUCGUGUAAUAGGUUAUAUCUAGGUCCGGGCUGAGGAGAACAAACAAUAGCGUAUUGCCAAAUCCCGGAGAGCCGGAUGUAUUACAAGUAUCUUUGAAUCUAAAGAACACUUAUUUAUUAAAUUAUAGCUCCCUGUCCCUUUUCUUCUGCCUAGUAGUGAACUCGUUUUCACCCGAAUCUAUUAAAUGUCACCACUAUGACCUACUAACGGAACACCAACGAACCAAUUCAAGUUGUAUACAUAUGUAACUAGAAACAUCCUCGAUUAGUUCAGGCUUCCUACAUUUGGUGGCAAACGAUAUGGCGCCCCAUCACUAGUCUAGUCGCCAGAUUUGCUCCGCCCACCAAAUCGACGUUUACCCUCCCUAAUCGUAAUCCCUACUUCUUACCGAAUAUUACAGCAGUAUUUACACAGAUUAGCAAGUAGCAAAGCAUUUCGGGUUGAAAGAAAUUAAUAAUGCACCAAUUCAGACACGCGUAGUAGGAAAAUCUGUUUUGACCAAACUACCGCACGAGGAGAAGGAAUUCUUUUUCUAGCCCAAAUUAAGAUCGAUUAGAAAACAUACACACCGAUACAGACAAAACUUCACGAACACAAACAGUUACGUUAGGGAACUUACAAUUAGUGAAUACAAAACAUAGCUAUUAGCAAACAAAUACGAAAAUGAAAAACGACGAUAAAAAACUUGUAUGAAAAACGUAGAAAAUUGUGAAAAUUAGAAACAAAAAAUGAACAUAAUUGAGCUGCUUAUUGCAUGUUAAUUGUAGACACGACAAGCGAAUGGAGCAACGAGUAGAAACAAACGCAAGAAGUAUCUUUGUACAUAUUUAUUUAAUGCGAUAGUAAACUAAUAAAGAUAAAUUGAUGUGAAUUUAA